GGUGGGUAGAGGCGCGGCUCGGGUUCUACCCCGAGGUCAGCGGCUGCUGCCCCGGCAGACACGAGAGAGCGGCGGAGCUUCGGCGGCCCGGGGCGGAGCUCCGCGAUCCAAGUGCCGGGCUCGCCAAGCGAAGUGGGCGGGCGGCUCGGGACCAUGGCCAGGGCCGGCAUGGAGCGCUGGCGUGACCGGGUGGCACUGGUGACGGGAGCUUCGGGAGGCAUCGGCGCGUCCGUGGCCCGGGCCCUGGUCCAGCACGGACUGAAGGUGGUGGGUUGUGCCCGCACCGUGGGCAACAUCGAGGAGCUGGCUGCGGAAUGUAAGAGUGCAGGCUACCCCGGGACUUUGAUCCCCUUCAGAUGUGACCUGGCAAAUGAGGAGGACAUCCUCUCCAUGUUCUCAGCUAUCCGUUCUCAGCACAGCGGUGUGGACAUCUGCAUCAACAAUGCCGGCUUGGCCCGGCCGGACAGCCUGCUCUCAGGCAGCACCAGCGGUUGGAAGGCCAUGUUUGAUGUGAACGUGCUGGCCCUCAGCAUCUGCACACGGGAAGCCUACCAGUCCAUGAAGGAGCGGAAUGUGGACGAUGGGCACAUCAUUAACAUCAAUAGCAUGUCUGGCCACCGAGUGUUACCCUACUCUGCAGCCCAUUUCUAUAGCGCGACCAAGUAUGCCGUCACUGCGCUGACAGAGGGACUGAGGCAGGAGCUUCGGGAGGCCCAGACCCACAUCCGAGCCACGAGCAUCUCUCCAGGUGUGGUGGAGACACAGUUCGCCUUCAAGCUCCAUGACAAGGACCCUGAGAAGGCAGCUGCCCUCUAUGAACACAUGAAGUGUCUCAAACCCGAGGAUGUGGCCGAGACUGUUAUCUACGUCCUCAGCAGCCCCCCACACGUCCAGAUCGGAGACAUCCAGAUGAGGCCCACGGAGCAGGUGACCUAGUGCACGGAGGGAGCUCCUUCCCUCCCCACCCCUCACGGCUUGGCUCCUGCCUCUGGAUUUUAGGUGUUGAUUUCUGGACCCCUGGAUACCAGUUCCUGUCCCCACCCCCACCAGAGGCUAGAAAAUUUGUUUGAGAUUUUUAUGUAAUCUUGUCAAAUUGAUUCCAUUGCAAAUGUGAAAAAUGGGCUGGGGAAAGUAGGUGCUGUUACUGAUUAUUUUACUUCUUGUUCUUAGUCCCUUUCUUGGGCUCCUCAGCCUUUGUUCUGCUUUCCUCAGUCUCUUCCCUUUGACCUGGGAAAGGGGCUGUGGCCAAAAGGGGGGCUUCCCCCUAUCUUCUUGCACCCCAACUCUGCCUCAGGGUUGGGGUGGCAGAGAGGCCCUCCCCUUAUGUCUGAAGGGUGAUCCAGAGCUCCAGGUUUCCGCCUAUCCCUGCACCACUGCCCCCACUGCCCUUCCUCCCUCCCAGCUCUCCAGCGCAAUCUUGGCUUUUUGGCCCCCAGUGGGGUCAUCACUCCUGUCUGACUGUGGCAGCAGAAUACCGGGGUCUGGCUCCCAAUGGAUUUAACAAUGAUGAUUAAAAAAGAAAAAUCGCAACCAACCUA
This is a messenger RNA of Lemur catta (Ring-tailed lemur), 1538 nucleotides long. It is a transcript of the gene DHRS11, whose product is annotated as dehydrogenase/reductase 11. The record is from RefSeq and is a predicted model, not a curated record. The transcript has 7 exons. Bases 154 to 936 code for a protein of 260 amino acids. Gene Ontology annotation, molecular function: oxidoreductase activity. Lineage: Eukaryota; Metazoa; Chordata; Mammalia; Primates; Lemuridae.